Molecule: messenger RNA, 642 nt
Organism: Parasteatoda tepidariorum (common house spider)
Lineage: Eukaryota; Metazoa; Arthropoda; Arachnida; Araneae; Theridiidae
Gene: RpS18
Product: ribosomal protein S18
Biological process (GO): translation
Cellular component (GO): cytosol; ribosome; small ribosomal subunit
Molecular function (GO): structural constituent of ribosome; RNA binding
Source: RefSeq, a predicted model, not a curated record
AAGGCGCCCUCUGUAUCUUAUUUCAAUCUCUCAUACUUUUUUUCCGCAUUUCCCAAAGAUGGCAACAUUAAAGUCCUUCGUUUCAUUCCACAACAUCCGCUACAGCCUUGUUGCUGCAUGAACCAAAAUCGAAUUAAUAUUCGGUGAACUCAAAUAUGUCUUUGGUAAUACCUGAAAAAUUUCAACACAUUCUUCGUGUUAUGAACACGAAUAUUGAUGGCAGAAGAAAAGUUAUGUUUGCGUUGACCGCUAUUAAGGGUGUUGGUCGAAGGUUCUCCAAUUUAGUAUGCAAGAAAGCAGAUGUAGAUUUAAACAAAAGAGCAGGAGAGCUUUCUGAUGAAGAGGUGGAAAAAUUGAUCACAAUUAUGUCUAAUCCCCGGCAAUACAAAAUUCCAGAUUGGUUUCUAAACAGGCAAAAGGACAUUAAGGAUGGUAAAUUCAGCCAAGUUACUUCAAACGGUUUAGAAAACAAACUUCGUGAAGAUUUGGAGCGUCUUAAGAAAAUCCGAGCUCAUAGAGGAUUGAGACAUUACUGGGGCCUACGUGUUAGAGGUCAACACACAAAGACAACUGGAAGAAGAGGCAGAACAGUAGGUGUAUCUAAGAAGAAGAAUUAAUGUUAAUAAAUUUAUUACACUCCUA